GCAGAUUAUUUUGUCACUGCAGAUCUUGAAGGUAUAUACACUGGUUUGCAAAGUUAAGGCUGCUAUAAAGAGGAUGAAAAUAGCUGUGAUCGGUCAGUCGUUGUUUGGUGCGGAGGUGUUUCGUCUGCUACAGAAAGAUGGACAUGAGAUUGUUGGAGUCUUCACCAUUCUUGAUGUAAAUGGAAAGGCAGACCCGCUUGCCCUAGCUGCAGAGGAGAAGAAGGUUCCUGUCUUCAAGUACAAGAGGUGGCAGCUGAAAAAACAGGCCAUCCCAGAAGUGGUGGAGGAAUACAGGUCUGUUGGAGCCGAGCUGAACGUUAUGCCGUUUUGCUCACAGUUCGUUCCCAUGGAGGUGAUCACGUUCCCCAAACACCAGUCUAUCAUUUAUCACCCGUCUAUUCUUCCACUACACAGAGGGGCGUCCGCCAUCAACUGGACUCUGAUACAAGGUGACAAGAAGGCAGGUUUCUCGAUAUUCUGGGCGGAUGAUGGACUGGACACGGGACCAGUUCUUCUACAGCGACACACCUACGUGGAGCCCAACGACACAGUGGACACACUCUACAACAGAUUCCUCUUCCCAGAGGGCAUCAAAGCUAUGGGAGAGGCAGUACAGCUGAUUGUUGAUGGCAAGGCUCCCAAGUUAGUUCAGACCGAGGACGGAGCAACAUAUGAUGCCAUGAUAAAGAAGGAUAAAGUGGAGAUAAACUGGAAGCAGCCAGCCAGUGAUCUCCACAACUUUAUCCGUGGUAACGACAAGGUUCCUGGGGCGUGGACUACCAUCAAUGGUGAAAAAAUCACCCUGUUUGGAUCACGGUUGUGGAACCGACUCCCGCCGCGUGGAACCAGUGUUGAGAUACCCGGUGCUACUAAACCUGCUAUUGUUCACAAGAAUGGAAUGGUUUUCUUCGGCAGUGAUCAAAAGAUGAUAAACGUGAACCAGGUGCAGCUGGGGAGUGGUAAGAUAAUCCCUGCGUCGAAAUACGGCAAAGAGGAUCUGUCCUCACAGAAGAUAGAACUCACCCCGGAGGAAGACAACAUGGUCAAAGGGCUCAAGGACAUUUGGGGUGGCAUUCUAAACGUGUCGGUUACAGAUAGCACAGAUUUCUUCAAAGCUGGAGCUGGGUCUAUGGAUGUUAUCAGGUUGGUAGAGGAGGUGAAGCAGAAGUGUGGUGGGAUUCGGCUAGAGAUCGACGACGUGUAUAUGAACACCGUGUUUGAGGAAUUCACCGGCCUGGUGGUUCGCAGAGGCCGCGGUAUCGAAGACAAGGAACCCUUUACGUUUGACGCAGUAGAAAUGCAUGUUAACAACAUGGACAUCACAUUUCCCCAUCAGUGUUUCAUAGACAAUGAGUUUGUCGAUUCUUCUGAUGGUGCAACUUACGAGACGAUCAACCCCACUGAUGAAACGCCCAUCUGUAAAAUAGCACUGUCAACUGUUGAAGAUGUCCACAGAGCUGUGGAAGCUGCCCAGGAAGCCUUUGAAGAAGGAAAGUGGGGCAAGAUGAAUCCUCGGGAUAGAGGAACACUUAUGUACAGACUGGCUGAUUUGAUGGAAGAACACCAAGAGGAGCUUGCGACGAUAGAAAGCAUCGACUCGGGGGCCGUGUACACGUUGGCUCUCAAAACACACGUAGGAAUGUCCAUACAGACGUUCAGGUACUUCGCAGGAUGGUGCGACAAAAUCCAUGGCACAACCAUUCCAGUGAAUCAUGCCAGACCAAACAAGAAUUUAACAUACACUAAGAGAGAGCCCAUUGGUGUUUGUGGUAUUGUUGUGCCAUGGAACUACCCACUGAUGAUGCUGGCAUGGAAAAUGGCUGCCUGUCUGGCUGCUGGUAACACUGUGGUGCUGAAACCAGCACAGGUGACGCCGCUGACAGCUCUGAAAUUUGCCGAGUUGGUUGUCAGGGCAGGAUUCCCUCCCGGAGUUAUCAACAUUCUGCCUGGAUCAGGGGCGCGAGUUGGCCAGGCAUUGUCCGACCAUCCUGAUGUGCGGAAACUCGGAUUCACUGGAUCAACAGCAGUUGGGAAAACAAUAAUGUCCAGCUGUGCUCGAAUCAAUCUGAAGAAGGUGUCAUUGGAGCUGGGAGGGAAGUCUCCGCUUAUCAUAUUCGCUGACUGUGACCUGGACAAAGCCAUCAGAAUGGGCUGUGGAGCAGUGUUUUUCAACAAGGGAGAGAACUGUAUUGCAGCUGGCCGACUGUUUGUUGAGGAGUCGGUGCAUGAUGAGUUUGUCAGAAGAGUGGUAGAGGAGGUAAAGAAGAUGAAGAUUGGUGACCCUCUUGACAGAUCUGUUGACCACGGACCCCAGAAUCACCGGAACCAUCUGAACAAACUACUAGCGUACUGUAAGAAAGGCGUGGAGCAGGGGGCCAAGUUGGUGUAUGGGGGGAAGCAGGUGGACCGCCCAGGCUUGUUCAUGGAGCCGACAAUAUUCACUGAUGUGGAGGAUGACAUGUUCAUUGCCAAAGAAGAAUCAUUCGGACCAGUUAUGAUCAUUUCCAAGUUCAUCGAUGGUGACAUAGAUGGCGUCAUCAAGCGAGCGAAUGACACCGAGUACGGCCUGGCAUCUGGUGUGUUUACUAAAGACCUGAACAAGGCAAUGCACGUGGCCGACAGUAUCCAGGCGGGGACGGUGUUUGUCAACACGUACAACAAGACAGACGUCGCCGCACCAUUCGGAGGAUUCAAACAGUCCGGCUUCGGAAAAGAUUUAGGUGAAGAGGCACUUCAUGAAUAUCUGAAGACAAAGGCAGUCACACUAGAGUUUAGUGUGUAAUGUGAUACAGCAUGAAUGAAGUAUAAUGACAAUAAUAGAGUAAAGAUACACUGAUAAUUAAAUAAACUGUAAACAGUAAUAGACAGAUGGCUACUAUAUUGGAUAAUUUGGAAUAAUCAGGUGGCUGUUUAAUACAGGUCAGUUUGUACUAUAUUAGAUGAUUUGAAACAAUAAUUGGCUUCUUUAAACGUGGCCUUUUAACUGAGGUGCCUGCAGGAGCAGGUUUUUCUUAUUAGUCCUCUGCUGGUCCAACCAGAAGGGACUAUAGGUUUCAUCUAUGUUCUUCUGUCUGUCCGUCCAUCUGUCUGUCCCACAUAUAGUUUUCUGGACGUUUUUUCAACAAUGCCUUGAGAUAUUGAGCUGAUAUUUUUUAUAUAGCUUUAUCAAGUACUGUUACAGAUCAAGUUUGUAUUUAUUGGCGAUUUAUCUAUUUGUGACAGAGUUAAGGCCCAUGAACUUAGGAGAUACUGAAAUUUGUCGGGCCUGGUAGGGAACAUGGGUUGACAGAUGUGAUGAAAUUUUUUUGAUUUUAUUUUAAUUCUAAGGUUUUGUUUUCUGUUAUGUAUGAUUUUAUAUAAUAUGAAUUUUAAAUAUAAUUUUACUUAACUAACUAUUUUCAUGAUUUAACAUUAUAAAAUCAUGUAUCUGAAUUGUUUAUAUAUGAUUUUAUGUAUGAAUAUUUUAAAUGUGAUUUUGCUUAAGUAUUUUUCAUGAUUUAACAUUAUAAAAUCAUGUAUCUAAAUUGUUUGUGUUAAGCAAUACAUGUCCUCUUUAUAUUUGUUUUGUUAAGCUAAUUUGAUUGGUAUAUGUUAAGACUGUUUGUGUAUUUGCAUAAUUUAGUAUUGUUAUUUAUUACAGUGUAUUGAGACAUAUUGAGAAAUACAAAAGAGUCAAUACAAAUUCCAGAACAACCCAGGCAAUUAAGAAAAUGAUCCACGGCAAAAAUUAUUCCUUGGACAAAAUAUUCUCCACUACAUUUUCCUUGGCAGCUUUGAGGUUAAUGUGUAUGAGAGGAGUUUAAUUUGUCAAUAUUAAAACAAAUAAUAAUUAUUUUUAAAAAGUGACAUAGAAAAUUGCAAGCUCCAUGGGAAUUUAAAUGUCGUGGGUAAUUGAAAACAUGGUGGCAAUCUUCACAGCAUAGCUGGUUGUCGUGGUUAAUUGCUCAAUAAUUGUUAAGUGAUAUUACUGAUCUAGAUAGAGGCAUAUAAAACAAACAUGGUUGCAUAGGCGUACGGGCUCUCAUUUUGGUGAGGUGGGACGUAGCCCAGUGGUAAAGGGUUCGCUUGAUGCACGGUCGGUCUAGGAUCGAUCCCCAUCGGUGGACCCAUU
Gigantopelta aegis is the source of this 4111-nucleotide messenger RNA. Its product is annotated as cytosolic 10-formyltetrahydrofolate dehydrogenase-like. Gene Ontology annotation, biological process: 10-formyltetrahydrofolate catabolic process; biosynthetic process; one-carbon metabolic process. The transcript has 24 exons. Gene Ontology annotation, molecular function: aldehyde dehydrogenase (NAD+) activity; formyltetrahydrofolate dehydrogenase activity. NCBI's taxonomy places the organism in Eukaryota, Metazoa, Mollusca, Gastropoda, Neomphalida, Peltospiridae. The record is from RefSeq and is a predicted model, not a curated record. Bases 74 to 2782 code for a protein of 902 amino acids. Gene Ontology annotation, cellular component: cytoplasm.